Girardinichthys multiradiatus is the source of this 1998-nucleotide messenger RNA. It is a transcript of the gene aqp3a, whose product is annotated as aquaporin 3a. Gene Ontology annotation, molecular function: urea transmembrane transporter activity; water channel activity; glycerol channel activity. Gene Ontology annotation, biological process: water transport; glycerol transmembrane transport. NCBI's taxonomy places the organism in Eukaryota, Metazoa, Chordata, Actinopteri, Cyprinodontiformes, Goodeidae. Gene Ontology annotation, cellular component: plasma membrane; basolateral plasma membrane. The transcript is spliced from 6 exons. Bases 84 to 998 code for a protein of 304 amino acids. The record is from RefSeq and is a predicted model, not a curated record.
UGGCCCUCCAACUUCACAGCCACUCAGGAGACCCUGUGCAUCUGUAUUGUUUGUAUCUUCUCACAGUCGCAGCCUUCGAUAAAAUGGGUCGACAGAAGAUUUUAUUGGACAAAUUGGCCCGCUUCUUUCAGAUCCGUAACCUGCUGCUCCGCCAGGCCCUGGCAGAGUGCCUUGGGACUUUCAUCCUUGUGAUGUUUGGCUGCGGCUCUGUGGCCCAACUUGUGCUGAGCGGCGGUACCCAUGGCCUGUUCCUCACUGUCAACUUUGCCUUUGGCUUUGCUGCCACCUUAGGUAUCCUGGUCUGUGGCCAGGUAUCAGGUGGGCAUCUGAAUCCUGCUGUGACUUUUUCACUUUGCCUGCUUGGAAGAGAUCGUUGGAGAAAGUUCCCCAUGUUCUUCCUUUUUCAGACAAUUGGAGCAUUUUUUGGAGCUGCUGUGAUCUUUGCAUUGUACUAUGAUGCCUUGUGGGACCAUCCCGCAUCUUUCAAUGUCACUGGCGAAUCUGCUACUGCUGGCAUUUUCGCCACCUACCCUGCAAGACAUCUCACCGUUUUGAAUGGAUUAUUUGAUCAGGUUAUUGGUACGGCAGCCCUCAUAGUUUGCAUUCUGGCAAUUGUGGACCCAUACAAUAACCCCAUCCCCCAGGGACUGGAGGCCUUUACUGUGGGAUUUGUGGUUUUGGUCAUUGGACUGUCCAUGGGCCUCAAUUCUGGUUAUGCUGUCAAUCCUGCCAGAGACUUCGGACCACGUCUUUUCACUGCUUUGGCUGGCUGGGGAAGUGAGGUUUUCACGGCUGGACACGGCUGGUUUCUGGUGCCGCUUUGUGCCCCAUUCAUUGGUGCCAUUAUUGGCACAAUUGUUUAUCAGCUGAUGGUUGGUUUCCAUGUGGAGGGAGAAGUACGCGAUCGGAAAGCGAAAAUUGAAGAGGAGAAUCUACGACUCACCGAUGUCAACACCAACUCCAAAUCUAAUUUCAACGGCAAAGAGGCUAAUUUCUAAAAAGAGGCUCACAAAGACAUGUCUUGAGGGUGUUAGACAGAUGCAGCCAAUGACCCUGAAAUCUACACAUGUAAAUACUUAUAUAAAACAGUUUUAUAAUUCCUACCAGUUAUAGUAUGUUGAGAAACUGUCUUAAUAACUAAUUUUCUUCACAUUAUUGUGCAACUGUAUUAUAUUGUAGAGGAAUUUCUAUGUACAGUACGAGCAGAGACAGCUUCAGAGAUGAAAAUCUUAAUAAAAGUGUCUGAUACACUACAUUUUUACCAGUAUUUUAUACUUUAGCCAUUUUUUGUGCAAAUUGUUCUUUCAUAGUUAUUGUCUUUCAUCUUUCAUUAAGGUUCCUUGUAAAGUUUUUGAAACAGAUGUGUUUUUAUACGGCUGUUAAAUGUCUUUUUGUCCAUGUCCUUUCAAAAGGUCAAUUCAGGAAAACAUCUAGCAAAAUAUCAACUAAUCAAAGUGUGUUUUGGGAGGAAAAUUGUCAAAACAUUACAUAAAAAUACAGAAACAAGUAAACUGUCAUCCACCCCAAGUGUGUUAGCGAUGUUGAGCUGAGGAGACAGACUGCGGUCUUCCUCUUAAAACAACAGUUUCAAGCUGUUGUUCAGAGUAUAGUUCCAGAGUGCAGCCCACUAAGAAAAAAAAACAUUUUUCAAAGAUCCCCAAGUCUUAUUCUGCGUGAGAUGAAAAUAUUUUCAAUAAGAGAUGUUCAGUGUAAGAAACUGUCACUUUUUAAAGAUAUUUUGGUUUGACUUCAAAAUGGAAGUAAUAUUAGGUGUAUGAAUGGAGGACAUUGAGAGAUUCAAGAAAGCUGGUAUUAUUUUUUGCAGUUAAGAGACCAGCAGGAAUAGCCCAAAUUCAUCUUAGAAGAAAAGAGUUGAGGAUUGUACGGUAAUCUUCUGAAAGUAACCGUUAAGCCUCUACAGAAGCUAUUCAGUUUGCUUUAAUGAUGUACAACUAUCAUCAUAUUGUAUGUAUAGAUGACAUUAAACUUUUAGCCAAA